Pleurotus ostreatus (oyster mushroom) is the source of this 954-nucleotide messenger RNA. RefSeq lists its product as uncharacterized. The transcript has 3 exons. The record is from RefSeq and is a predicted model, not a curated record. Gene Ontology annotation, cellular component: cytoplasm. Bases 1 to 954 code for a protein of 317 amino acids. NCBI's taxonomy places the organism in Eukaryota, Fungi, Basidiomycota, Agaricomycetes, Agaricales, Pleurotaceae.
AUGGCCGCGAGAUCUGCGACCCAGGUCAUUUUAGAUCAUGUCGUCGCGAAUCUGUCCUCACAUCGCUCGUCGACGUUGUUGGCUUCGCCGCUCUUCGUUGCCAUUCAAGGACCUCAAGGGUCAGGGAAGACAUACCUUACUUCUCAGCUCAAGAAGAUGCUCACCAGCGAACCUCACUCACUCAAUGUUGCCGUACUCUCCAUUGACGACUUAUAUCUUCCGCAUGAUGGCCUAAAGAGACUUGCAGACCAGCACAGGUCGAACAAGUUGUGGCAAGGUCGCGGUCAACCGGGCACCCAUGAUAUCCCACUAGGUGCUCGCUUGAUGCAAGCAUUACACGAGAUAAAUGUCGGAGAGCAGGCGGAGGUAGAGCUGCCUGUCUUCGACAAAAGCUUGUAUAACGGAGAGGGCGACCGUUUGGUCCAUGGCGGUGAUAUCAUUCGUGCGCCUCUAGACGUUGUCCUUCUCGAGGGCUGGUGCACAGGCUUCUAUCCCAUAUCGUCGAUGGAGUUGGAGAAAAGUUGGAGCACUCGGUGGCCGCAAGAAAUGGCUCGACUCGGGUUGGAUGCAGGUCCAGAUUCUGUAUGUCGGAAGGAAGAUGUCAUCAUGGUGAAUGAGGCAUUGAAGCAGUACGUUGACUUGUGGAAGUAUUUCACCGUCUUCGUCCAGAUCACUCCAACCGUAAUUGCAGGCAGAUCACCGUACGAGAUUGUAUAUAAAUGGCGCCGUCAGCAGGAGCAUCACAUGAAGGCUCAAAAUGGCGGUCGGGGCAUGUCGGACGAAGGGGUUAAACAUUUUGUAGAUCGGUAUAUACCAGGUUACGUCUUCUUUGGUGAAGGCGUGUCUAAACCCUUUGAGAUGCAAGGUGAUGUUAAGCAUCCUCCCUGGCUCGGGAACGGUCUACGGCUUGUUAUUGGAGAGGAAAGAGAACUGGUGGCCGUCGAGGAAUUUUGA